Panicum hallii is the source of this 2580-nucleotide messenger RNA. RefSeq names its product G-type lectin S-receptor-like serine/threonine-protein kinase At2g19130. Gene Ontology annotation, biological process: recognition of pollen; protein phosphorylation. The coding region runs from base 233 to 2428 and encodes 731 amino acids. The transcript is spliced from 2 exons. Gene Ontology annotation, molecular function: ATP binding; protein serine/threonine kinase activity. The record is from RefSeq and is a predicted model, not a curated record. Lineage: Eukaryota; Viridiplantae; Streptophyta; Magnoliopsida; Poales; Poaceae.
CGCAACUUGCGUUUCCAUGGAGUUCUCUCAUUCACAUCCUUCCAUGGCGUGUCAAGUAUACGAAUACCCUUCAGCUAGCUAAAACCUUCAAUUUUUCUCUGAACACAUUAGCCGCCUCCUCCCAGCAGCACAUCCUCAGCACAUGCCGCGAUGCAUGCGUGCUCCUAGGUCUUAGCUCCUCUCUGCCACCUCUGCUUGGCACAGCCACAUACUCUCUCUGCGGCCACCGGCCAUGGCUCCCCUCCACGUAGUCCUGGCUGGGCUCGUCUUCUUCUCCUCGCUGCACACCGCCGCCCCAUGCUCCACCGCAACCGCAACUGGCGACACGCUCGCGGCAGGCCGGGCGCUCGCCGCCGGUAACAAGCUCGUCUCGAGGAACGGCAAGUUCGCGCUCGGCUUCUUCCGGUUCCGGCAAAGCAUAGCCGCCGCCGCCGGCACCGCCGGUAACUCCACCGGCGGAACCACCACCACCGUCUCCUCCUCCCCCGGCUGGUAUCUCGGGAUAUGGUUCAACAAGAUCCCGGUCUGCACCACCGUCUGGAUCGCUAACCGGGAGAGGCCAAUCGCCGAGUCCGAGCUCAACACGACGCAGCUCAGGAUCUCGACAGAUGGCAACCUCGUCAUCGUCUCCUCGAACACCACCACUGAGUCCAAGCUAUGGUCCACUGAAGUUGUCAACAGCACAGACAGUGUCAGCGCCCUUCUCAACAGCACCGGGAACCUUGCCCUCCUACCAGAAACCCCAUCCAACGGAGCGCCGCUGUGGCAGAGCUUCGACUACCCGACGGAUGUCGGGCUCCCUACAGCAAAGAUCGGCCGGAACAAGCUCACCGGCUUCAACCGGUCCUUCGUCUCGAAGAAGAGCCUGAUCGACCCGGGGUUCGGCUCGUACUCCAUUGACGUCGGCAUCGACGGGGCGAUGCGCCUGACAAGUCGCAGCUCCCCUCCCGUGGUGUACUGGCCUUGGCCGGCCGGAAGGUUAGCAGAGCUCGUGCAGGCACUCGAUGGGCUGAUGGACUCGGAUCCACGGACCAAGGGUUUGCUGAAGCCCACGUUCAAGGAUGACGAUGAGGAGGUGUACUUCUCCUACACCAUCACGGACGACUCGGCUUCCGUGUUCGUCCCGAUAGACAUCUCCGGUCAGCUCAAGCUGAAUGUUUGGUCGAAGGCCAAAGAAUCUUGGGAGACUGUGUACGCCCAGCCUUCUGAUUUCUGCAUAGCGCACGGUGUCUGUGGACCUUUCACGGUUUGCAACGGCAAUUCAGCCCCGUUGUUCUGCGACUGCCUGGAGACCUUCUCCCGGAAAUCGCCUCGGGAUUGGGAUCUCGGUGAUCGAACGGGAGGGUGUGCAAGAAACACUCCCUUAGAUUGCAGCAACAGAAGCAAGACAGGCUCGACAGAUGUGUUUCACCCUGUAUCUCGUGUCAAGCUGCCCUUCAAUGCCCAGAGCAUAGAGGAUGCUACCACGCCAAGCAACUGCGCUGGAGCCUGCCUCAAUGACUGCUCCUGCACCGCUUACUCCUAUAGCAAUAGCAAAUGCUCUGUCUGGCACGGGGAAUUGCUUGAUGUAAGUAUGGACGAUGGCAUUGGCAUUACUGGUCAAGAUGUCCUCUACCUUCGCCUGGCCGCAAGAGAUUUUCAGAGCUUGGAGAAGAAGAAGAAGAAGAAACAAAGACCAGGAGCUAUUGUUGCUGCAACUGCAAGCAUUGUUAGUUUUGGGUUAAUGGUGCUCAUACUGUUGGUGGUGGUUUGGAGGAAGAGAUUCAAAUGGUUCAAUGUGCCGCUACACGACACUCGAGGUAGUGGUGGAAUUAUAGCCUUCAGAUACAUUGAUUUGGUCCGUGCUACUAAGAAUUUCUCAGAAAGGCUAGGAGGCGGUGGUUUUGGUUCUGUAUUCAAGGGAGUGUUAAACGAGUCAACUACUAUUGCAGCGAAAAGGCUUGAUGGUGCCCGCCAGGGAGAGAAGCAAUUCAGAGCUGAGGUGAGCUCAAUCGGGUUAAUCCAACAUAUCAACCUAGUGAAACUGAUUGGCUUCUGCUGUGAAGGUGACAACAGGCUACUUGUGUAUGAGCACAUGUCAAAUGGGUCUCUUGAUGCCCAUCUAUUUCAGAGCAAUGCAACCAUCCUGAACUGGAGCACAAGGUAUCAAAUAGCCAUAGGAGUUGCUAGAGGAUUAUGCUACUUGCAUCAGAGUUGCCGCGAAUGCAUCAUACACUGUGAUAUUAAGCCAGAAAACAUACUUCUCGAUGCAUCAUUUGCUCCUAAAAUUGCAGACUUUGGGAUGGCUGCAUUUGUAGGAAGGGAUUUUAGCCGAGUCAUGACUACAUUCCGAGGAACCGCAGGGUAUCUUGCCCCGGAGUGGCUUAGCGGAGUUGCUAUUACACCGAAAGUUGAUGUUUACAGUUUUGGCCGUCAGCAAGCUUCGUGAGGGAGAUCUGCAGAGUUUGGUGGAUCCACAAUUACAUGGUGACUUCGAUUUUGAAGAGGCUGAAAGGGUUUGCAAAGUUGCAUUUUGGUGUAUCCAAGAUAAUGAAUGUGAUCGGCCGACAAUGGGUGAAGUAGUUCGUGUUCUUGAGGGUC